This is a messenger RNA of Pocillopora damicornis (cauliflower coral), 449 nucleotides long. RefSeq names its product S-phase kinase-associated protein 1. NCBI's taxonomy places the organism in Eukaryota, Metazoa, Cnidaria, Anthozoa, Scleractinia, Pocilloporidae. Gene Ontology annotation, biological process: ubiquitin-dependent protein catabolic process. The record is from RefSeq and is a predicted model, not a curated record.
GUUUUAACAAAAUUUGCAAUUGAGCGUUAUUGUGAGUUGCAGUUUAAAAGCACUCUCCGCGAGAAACAUGCCAAACAUAAGGCUACAGAGCUCAGAUGGAGAAAUAUUCGAAGUAGAUGUUGAAAUUGCUAAAGCAUCAGUCACAAUCAAAACUAUGCUUGAAGAUCUUGGCAUGGAUGAGGAUGAUGAUGAACCUGUCCCGCUUCCCAAUGUCAAUGCGGCAAUUCUUAAGAAGGUUAUUCAAUGGGCAACUCAUCACAAGGAUGACCCACCCCCACCAGAUGAUGAUGAAAACAAAGAAAAAAGAACAGAUGACAUUGAUCCCUGGGAUCAAGAGUUUCUCAAAGUUGACCAAGGAACACUUUUUGAGCUCAUUCUUGCUGCAAACUACCUUGAUAUCAAAGGUCUUCUAGAUGUCACAUGUAAAACUGUAGCAAACAUGAUCAAAG